GAGCAUAUAAUAUGUCAGGAUUUUGUUACCAGGAAGUGGGUCGAGUUAUUUAUAUUUCAACACUCGUCCUCUUGGUCCUGAGGCAGAAACAGUGUUAGUAACCUGAAACUAUAUAAUCAAGCAUCGUCUGGAUCUGCUUCUGUUGUAAUGACAAGAACUAGAGCAAAAAAGAAAUAUCUGUAAAUGUUACUAUACUGUUCAGUCUGUGAGGACGAUUAUAGUCGCCAUGAAGGAUUCAAGAUAAAACACAGUGAUAACAACGCCAAAGGUCUGUUAUUAAGUGGUAAAAACCUUUUUCAUGAUACAUUUUUUUUUGUUUCAGAUAAAGGUGAAACUAAUUUUAACGACUUAUAUACAAACCAGUUUGCGGCAGUGGGUCCUGACCAAGGUGGUGGGAUGAAGCUCCACAAAAAGAUUUUGACCCAUUAUCUGUCCUGCACUUCUCCAGUAGACAAAGAGGGAUAUCUCUACAAAAAGAGAGAACGAAAUGGCACCUACCAGCGGAGGUGGUUCGUGCUGAAGGCAAACCUGCUUUUCUACCAGGAGAGGCCGGCUGACAGACACCUGCUGGGUGUCAUCGUGCUGGAGGGUUGUGCAGUGAGGAGCUCACAGUGUGAGGAUGAGUUUGCCUUUUCCCUGGUGUUCGAGGGGCCUGGACUCAAAACGUACACAUUUGCAGCAGUGGAUUGUCAGACUCGGGAGAGCUGGGUGAAAGCUCUGCUGUCAGCAAGUCACUGUUACCUGUCACUGCUGGUCAGAGACCUGGGGAGACAGUAUGAAGAGGCGAAACAGCUCCCACACUCUGGUGAAUCCCAUCUCAGCUCCUCGGUCAGUUUGCUCAAGCCGUCCCCAGCCUGCUCGUUCUCUGUGCAUGGACCGACAGCAGUGGUCAGACAGGGCCGAAGCUUCAGUGCCAGCAGUGUUUUACAGGCUCCUUCCAUGUCCAGUAGAGUGGCAGCUAAAAAGUCCCCCAAACUGUGGCACAGGAGAAAUGCCCUGGUCACACCUCUCAACGGACCAGCACCUUACGGCGAGUGGCCUUUGGUGGGUUUGGAUCUGUUUGAGGACUUCAGCAAACUUCAUGACUAUUAUGGCCAGGAAGUGAGGAGAGCGAGGGAGGAGUGGCUGAGGAGUCGACGCACAGCAGAGGAUGGAGAUCUCAUCGACCUGGGGUGAAGAGAAAGAAAAAAAAACACCUGGCAGUUAAGAAACUGUUUUAGAGGAACUAAGAUUUUCCUGUGUAGCAAAGAGGAACUGGACCUGAAACAUUUGAGGUUAAAACUAAAACUGUAUAACUGUAGUUUCUCAUGAUCGACUUCCACACAUGUCUUUGUUCAUCUGAGAAGAAGUGAUUUUCUCUCUUCUGGAAACUACAGAAAGAAACACAAAAAAAGAACAAACAAAAAGUAUGUAUGACAUGUUAAACUUAUCAUGUGUUACUGUAAACACACAUGUAUUAGACCACCACACACAUGAGGUUUAUGCAACAGCUGCACUAAAUUAACAGCAUUGAUAAUUAUCAAAAUCAUUUGAACAGAAACAUUUGUU
Solea senegalensis (Senegalese sole) is the source of this 1548-nucleotide messenger RNA. It is a transcript of the gene pheta2, whose product is annotated as PH domain containing endocytic trafficking adaptor 2. The record is from RefSeq and is a predicted model, not a curated record. The transcript has 5 exons. Gene Ontology annotation, cellular component: trans-Golgi network; recycling endosome; early endosome. Bases 184 to 1176 code for a protein of 330 amino acids. Gene Ontology annotation, biological process: endosome organization; retrograde transport, endosome to Golgi; receptor recycling. Lineage: Eukaryota; Metazoa; Chordata; Actinopteri; Pleuronectiformes; Soleidae.